UAACAUGAGCGGACACGGUGUGAAGUUGUACAUUAACGAGUUCUCUAAAUGCGAGACUGAUGCCAGACUUGACGGCAAGGUGGCUCUGGUGACUGGGGCUACGUCCGGCAUAGGCCUCGAGACCGCCAAGAACUUGGCCAAACGAGGCGCCAAGGUCAUCAUCGCAAGUCGCAAUCCCGCAAAGCUGGCCAAAGCCAAGGAUGACAUAAUCCAGUACGGAGGACAUACCAACGUUUUCACAAGGCAAGUCGACUUUGAGUCUUUGACAUCUAUUCGAGGAUUUGCCCAGGAAACUGUUGCCAUUGAACCACGAUUGGAUAUUUUGAUGAAUAACAUUGGAGCUGUGGGUAUACGAGACGGAUUAACUGAAGACGGUCUUCAUACUAUGAUGCAAGUCAAUUACUUUGGUGGUUUCCUAUUGACUUUCCUGCUGUUCCCGUUGCUAAAAGCAUCCGCACCGAGUCGAGUCAUCAACGUCUCGUCUAUCGCUGUUAUUCUUGGACAAAUUGACUUUGACCAUUGGAAUGAUGUUGGUCAAUACGCCAGCUUUGGUUUCUAUAGCAACGCGAAGUUGGCCCAGCUUUUGUCUACUGUGGAAAUGAACAAGAGGAUCGAGGGCAGCGGCGUCAGUAUUUACACGUUCGAUCCUGGAAUGACUAGAACAUCUAUCGCCCGAUAUUUCGAAAGCAAUUUCGUGAAACAAUUUUUAAAAAUUUUUGGACGACGUACGGAUGCUGUUGUGAAGUUGCCAGUAUUCUUGGCCGCCGAUCCGAGCGUCGCCGACAAAAGCGGCAAACACUUUAGAGACUGUAAGGAAUUCUACAGUAGUUGGUAUGUUAACGAUACGGCGCUGACGAAAAAACUUUGGGAAGUAUCUAGAGGACUCGUUGGAAUUAAGAAAGAAGAAGAUUGGGAAAUGAAAUUACAGAUUUAGUUUCCCAAUCAGGUUAAAUUAAAGAAUAAUGUAAAAGGUUUUUGUGUAAGUGAUGUGAUUUGGGUGUAAUUUUGCAUUGGGUCGUUCAAUUCGUAAUCUACCUAGGAGUAUCAUGGGUCUAUAGUCAAUCUGAUUUAAUUUAUUGAAUUUUACAACAAAUUUUUAGGCUGACGGAGCUAAGAAUAAUGUAAUUUUGUUUAUCUGUGAUAUUUUAUACUUGUACCUGUAAAUAGUACCAACUAUUUUAAAUUUAAUGUAAAACUUAAUAAUUCUUUAUGAUGUUUAUAUCAGGUUUUUAUGAAAUAGUUCUUUUCUGAAGAGUAUACGCAAAUUGGCCAAUAUAUGUUAAAAUUUCUGACAUAAUGAUUGAAUGACAAGGUCAGAUUUAUGCAACAAGACAUUGGCCUAAAAUGGGCCUACUAUUUUACAUUACCAGUUUUGAAGGUCACACAAGAACAGAAAAUUAAUAUUAUAACUUGCAAGGUUUGUUAAAUCUAGGCCUACGGCUACGCAUUGCUAAAGACUACGCAUUUGUAAUUGCGGAUGUGUAUGGGUAGAGAUCGCCUUACUAUUUCGGCGAAUUCCGGUGAGCGCUGGUCCGUUUUCCACCUUAUGAUAUAAAAAAGAUUAGAAUUGUUUAUUACCUGACUCGAGCUAAGGUAUUUAAUUUUUUGUUAAAAUGUACCUUUUCGAUAAAAAGGGCAAUAAACUCAUUUUUGGGGCCUUUGACCUUGAAUAUUUUUAUUCCAAGUUCAAG
Papilio machaon (common yellow swallowtail) is the source of this 1691-nucleotide messenger RNA. Its product is annotated as retinol dehydrogenase 11. The record is from RefSeq and is a predicted model, not a curated record. The transcript has a single exon. The coding region runs from base 5 to 934 and encodes 309 amino acids. Lineage: Eukaryota; Metazoa; Arthropoda; Insecta; Lepidoptera; Papilionidae.